CAGAGAGGACUGAGCUGAGGCACUGGAUUUUAUCCUGAAAGAGAGGGUUAUGACAGAGGCAGAAAUGAGUUUUCAGCAAGAAGAGCAAGAGUUUGACUUCAGCUGUGUGUUUGAAGACCAUCAAGGUGCGCAGAAUGAACCAGACACAGAUGCAUACAACUACACCCCAAACAUCAGUCUUCCAAUUGGCAUGGGCAACCCCUGUCUAACAACGCAGUACCACACCUUGCAGUCCAGUCCUGUCAUCCCAGUUUCCUCUUGCCAUCAGACUGGCUACAACAUUCAAAAUGACAACAAUGCAGCAUCAGGUUAUUAUCUGCCUCAAAGCUUAAGACCUGGUGGAGCUCCAGCUCUGGAAAGCCCUCGUAUAGAGAUCACAGCCUAUAGCCAAUACCCAGAGGAUGACAUAGAAGCCAGCAGUAGAGAAGAUCACAUAAUCAAACGAGGCGUCAACUCCAUUGUAACCCUGACGUUGCCAAAUGUUGAUGGAUACCGUGACCCUAGCUGUCUAAGCCCUGCAAGCAGCAUAUCCUCCCGCAGCUGUAACUCAGAGGCUUCAUCCUAUGAGUCUGGCUUUUACAACUAUGACAAUUCCCCUCAGAACUCGCCCUGGCAGUCUCCCAGCGUUUCACCUAGAGGUUCAUCUUCACUUCUGUCUUGUCCACAUGCCAUCGGUCCUGCAGCCUCACCUCACCGUUCACCCUCUAACUCUCCUCAAAUAGGAGCUAUGGCAGAGGAAGGGUGGCCAACACAACCCCGUGGGUCCCGGCCCAACUCCCCUUCCUGCAGUGGAGUUAGUGGAGGAAACAGUGGUGGUAUGGGGAAAAGAAAGUACAGUUUCAAUGGCUCCUCUUACCAGCAGUCAUCAUGCUCCCCCAACCACUCACCCACCCCUUCUUCACACGGUUCCCCAAGAGUCAGCGUCACAGACGAGAACUGGCUUGCCAACACCAACCAGUACACCAACUCAGCCAUUGUAGCAGCUAUUAAUGCUCUCACUACAGAUGGAGUGGUCGACCUUGGGGAAGGAAUCCCAAUGAAGACACGGAAGACGAUGCUGGACCUCUCACCAUCUCUAAGUCUUAAGGUGGAACCUGGAGGUGAGGAGCUUGGUCCUGAAGGAGAACCUCGAAAUGAAGACUACUCCUCCCGCCUUACCCUUAAGAAGGAAAAUUACGGUGGAGGCUUCCUGGAUGUGCCCCAGCAUCCAUACUCCUGGCCUAAACAUAAGCCAUACCUCAGCCCUUCUCUGCCGGCUCUUGACUGGCAGUUGCCGUCCUGCUCCGGUCCGUAUAACCUGCAGAUUGAGGUGCAGCCAAAAUCCCACCAUAGGGCACAUUAUGAGACGGAGGGAAGCCGGGGAGCUGUGAAGGCACUGUCUGGGGGACAUCCUGUAGUUCAGCUUUAUGGUUACAUGGAAAGUGAGCCCCUCACCCUGCAGCUUUUCAUUGGGACGGCAGAUGAUCGCCUUUUGCGACCGCAUGCCUUCUACCAGGUCCAUCGGAUCACCGGCAAAACCGUCUCCACCGCCAGCCAUGAAGUCUUGCAAUCCAACACCAAGAUUCUGGAGAUCCCUCUGCUGCCAGAAAACAACAUGAGAGCCAUAAUUGACUGUGCAGGAAUCCUCAAGCUACGCAAUUCUGACAUUGAACUGCGCAAAGGAGAAACAGACAUUGGGCGGAAAAAUACUCGCGUGAGGUUGGUGUUCCGUGUGCACAUCAACCAGCCCAAUGGCAGGACGGUGUCGCUGCAGGCUGCUUCAAACCCCAUCGAAUGCUCCCAGCGUUCAGCUCAGGAGCUUCCCUUGGUGGAGAAGCAGAGUGUGGAGAGCUAUCCUGCCACUGGUGGCAAAAUGAUGCUGCUCGGCGGACUCAACUUCCUUCCCGAGUCCAAGGUGGUGUUCGUGGAGAAGGCACAGGAUGGGCACCAUUUGUGGGAGACAGAAGCCAAGGUUGACAAGGACACUGUCAAAUCUUACCAAUAAUUAAAACUGAACCGACCGAUGAGUAUGAUUCUAUUGGGAGUGUUGGGCUGUCUAUGCAUUCAAAGCCCUACUAUGGCCAGCCCAGGCUGACCUCCAUCAUGCCUGUUGCUGAACCUGACCCCUGCCUGGU
This is a messenger RNA of Cyprinodon variegatus (sheepshead minnow), 2114 nucleotides long. RefSeq names its product nuclear factor of activated T-cells, cytoplasmic 1-like. Gene Ontology annotation, molecular function: RNA polymerase II cis-regulatory region sequence-specific DNA binding; DNA-binding transcription factor activity, RNA polymerase II-specific; transcription factor binding. Gene Ontology annotation, cellular component: transcription regulator complex. Bases 50 to 1984 code for a protein of 644 amino acids. The record is from RefSeq and is a predicted model, not a curated record. The transcript is spliced from 8 exons. Gene Ontology annotation, biological process: calcineurin-NFAT signaling cascade; regulation of transcription by RNA polymerase II; cytokine production. Lineage: Eukaryota; Metazoa; Chordata; Actinopteri; Cyprinodontiformes; Cyprinodontidae.